This is a messenger RNA of Schistocerca nitens (vagrant locust), 1317 nucleotides long. RefSeq names its product putative serine protease K12H4.7. The record is from RefSeq and is a predicted model, not a curated record. Bases 1 to 1317 code for a protein of 438 amino acids. NCBI's taxonomy places the organism in Eukaryota, Metazoa, Arthropoda, Insecta, Orthoptera, Acrididae. Gene Ontology annotation, molecular function: serine-type exopeptidase activity; dipeptidyl-peptidase activity. Gene Ontology annotation, biological process: proteolysis. The transcript has 7 exons.
AUGCCACGUUUCCUGCAGGUGCCGGUCAGAGCUCUGCUACUUGUGGUCGCCCUCGGGAUGCUGCUGGCGGUCCGCACCACCGCUUCCACGGACAACCGCCCACGGCGCCGCCCCACAUACGACUGGAUCCGAAGGAAGCUCCGACCACCACCCGUCAUCUCCAGGACUGGCGUCGAGGAGUUGUGGUUCAGGCAAAAACUGGACCACUUCGAUUCUACCAACAACGCUAUCUGGAGUCAGCUCUACUACCGCAACGACAGAUACUACAAAUCUGGAAAUCCUGUCUUCUUGUUCAUCGGUGGGGAGUCCGAAGCCAGCUCUUCAUGGGUGAGUGGAGGGUUCACGUUCACGCUGGCCAGGAGUUACGGCGCCCUCAUGCUGGAACUGGAGCAUCGUUUUUAUGGUUCCAGUAGGCCCAUUAGUCAGAGUAUAGUUGACAAAGAAUUCAAGCCUUCAGGAAAAACUAUCAGCCAACUUCAUUGGGAGUUUCUUGAAAGACUCAGGCAGCGCCAGGAGAACCCUCAGCUGGGCGCCGCCAAGUGGGUGGUGUUCGGCGGCUCGUACGCCGGCAACCUGGCCGCCUGGGCGCGCCUCCGCUACCCGGACAUCAUCGACGGAGACGUCGCCUCCAGCGGACCCGUCCUCGCACAGGCCAGCUUCCCUGAGUACCUGGAGGUUGUGGCUGAGAGCAUGCAGACGUUUGACCCUAACUGCUUACCGGUGGUGGAUGCAGCCAUGAAAGAGUUAGAGGAGCUGCUGCAGAGCGACGUCGGCGUCUCCACCAUCAACGAGCUGUUCGGGCUCUGUUCGCCACUGAACGUGUCGCGGGAGUACGAGGUGGCGGGUCUGACCAGCCUCGUCAUCAGUAGGUUCCCAUUCGCGGUACAGUACAACGACGUCAUGGUCGGCAUAAACAGCACCGUGCAGGAGGACUGCGUCGCCCUGCGGAGUGCCAGUGGCGACUCGCCCCUCCAGAAGCUCACCAACUUCUUGGCUGACGAUGACACGUCCUGCUUCGCCCCGACUACGAAGCGUCUAACGAGGAAUACUUGUCUACUGGAUGGGGCGGUGAUGGCACUCAUCCGUCUGCAGCGUCUGCGUCUUCUUGGUGGUAUCGCGGCGGAGGGAUUCUCGGAGGGUGAGGCAGGCGGCUCCAUCUCUGCAUGGAGAACCAUGCGGAAUCGUGUUUCCGCCUCCUGGAGGGUCGACUCGAUGUCGGGACCAGCUAUCGCCGCCGUCUUCCCACUCGCUGCGUCGCGCUGCCGCCCCCCUCCUCCGCCCUUGCCGCAGGCGGCGGGGGAAGGCGGCCGCACGUGA